GAGGGAGGCAGGGCCAUCACCCCCUCCGAGCCCAGCUGACCCAUGGGAACCGCAGGCCAGGAAGCUGCCAUCAUCCUGCAGGGCAAGAGAAGCACAGGCUUUUGCCCCAAUUCAUAGUCCUGUGGUUUCAAGUGCAGGAGAGGUAGACAGUGGACUCAUGGACAGGAAGGAGGCAGAGAGGCAGGCCUUGGUGGCGAGGAGUCCCUCAGAGCCCACGAGUCCUGGGAGGCCACUAAAUGCCCCUGCCCCUGAGGCCCUCCUGACAGGUGGCGGCAGUCCAGCUCCCACAGGAUGAGGUGUUUGACCAGAGGGAACGUUUACCACCCACCUGCAACGUGAGUGGUGGCCUGGGCUGCCCUGACAGGGGACAGGACGAUGCCGCGAGACCCGGGAAGGUCAGAGGCACCCCACCCCACACCUGCUCCCCUGGGGACACAAUGGGACAGACUCUGGAGCCAGACGCUGUCAGGAUUUAUGAGCGACAACAUCACAGGCAGAGCAUCCUCAUGCCGCCUGGGAGCCGGAACUGGAGGCUUCUUGAGCCUGGGAAACAGGAGCCAGGAGGGGUAUAAAAGGCCCACAUGUCUGAGCACCGCACACACACUCACACACACUCACACACACACACUCACACCUCCUCCAGCCCCACUGCCCCCACCAUGGCCGCCUCCACCCUGUCCGCCUGCUCCAGCGACCUGAGCUACGGCAGCCACGUCUGCCUGCCCGGUUCCUGUGACUCCUGCACCGGCUCCUCCUGGCAGUGGGACGACUGUCCAGAGAGCUGCUGCGAGCCCCCCUGCUGCGCCCCCAGCGGCUGCACCUCCGCGCCCCGCCUGGCCCUCGUCUGCACCCCAGCGAGCUGUGAGCCCAGCCCCUGCCUGUCAGGCUGCACCAGCUCCUGCACCUCCUCCCUCUGCCAGCCGGCCUGCUGUGCCUCCCCGUGCUCAGACUCCUGCUGCCAGCAGUCGAGCUGCCCGUCGUCCUGCUGCACCUCCUCCCCCUGCCAGCAGGCCUGCUGUGUGCCCGUCUGCUGCAGGCCCGUCUGUUGCACUCCUGUCUGCUGCACGCCCGUGUGCUGCGAGGCCUCCCCCUGCUCGGCCGCCUCGUGCUGCCAGCCCAGCCCCUGCCCCUCGUCCUGCUGCAGACCCUCGUCCUCCGUGUCCCUCCUCUGCCGGCCCGUGUGCCGCCCCGCCUGCCGCGUGCCCGUCUCCUCCUGCGGGGCCCCCGCCUCCUGCUGCCAGCCCAGCUGCUGCCGCCCGGCCUCCUGCGUGUCCCUGCUCUGCCGCCCCGCGUGCUCCCGCCCCGCCUGCUGCGUGCCCGCCUCGGCCUGCGAGUCCCGCUGCUGA
Molecule: messenger RNA, 1346 nt
Organism: Phacochoerus africanus (Common warthog)
Lineage: Eukaryota; Metazoa; Chordata; Mammalia; Artiodactyla; Suidae
Product: keratin-associated protein 10-3-like
Exons: 2
Coding region: 582-1346 (254 amino acids)
Cellular component (GO): keratin filament
Source: RefSeq, a predicted model, not a curated record